Molecule: messenger RNA, 2582 nt
Organism: Drosophila biarmipes
Lineage: Eukaryota; Metazoa; Arthropoda; Insecta; Diptera; Drosophilidae
Gene: eIF4H1
Product: eukaryotic translation initiation factor 4H
Exons: 5
Coding region: 93-1157 (354 amino acids)
Molecular function (GO): RNA binding
Source: RefSeq, a predicted model, not a curated record
GGCAAACCUCGAUAACAGCGUAAGCUUGCUCGAUGCAUCGAUGUUUUUCCCGUCCCAUCCCCACGGAUUCGCUCAUUUGAAAAAAAAAAAACAUGGCUGGAAGAGGUGGUUAUGAACACGCUAGAGGCGGAUUCGGUGGAGACCGGGGAUCCAAGCAAUUGCCCACGGAACCGCCGUUCAUCGCAUUCGUCGGCAAUCUGCCGCAAGGCCUGGUGCAGGGCGAUGUGAUCAAAAUAUUCCAGGACUUUGAGGUGAAGAACGUGCGGCUGGUGAAGGAUCGCGAGACGGACCAGUUCAAAGGCUUCUGCUACGUGGAGUUCGAGACGCUGGACAAUCUGGAGAAGGCGCUAGAAUGCGAUGGUCGGAUCAAACUGGACGACCUGUCGGCGCCGCUGCGCAUCGACAUUGCGGAUCGUCGGAAAAAUGAUCGCCCUGGUGGCGGUGUUGGCGGCGGCAACGGAGGCAUGACCCGCGGCGAUGGCAGAGACUUCCAGAAGCGCGGCCCACCCCGCCAAGGCGGCAGCAGUCAGUCAUACAGCCGGGGAGGUCCUGGCACUGGCGGCGGUCGCGAAGGCGGCGGCGGAUCGGGUAAUCGCGGCGAUAGUAGAGGUUCGUACAAUGAUAGUUAUGGUGGUCACAAUGAUAGAAGUCGCGGCGGCGGCGGCAGCGGCGCGGGCUCCGGCGGUGGCAUGAAUAGAGGAUACAAUGAUCGGCCGGCAAAUCGGGGUCGGUACGGCAACUUCAACAACGACGAUCGGUUCGACCGCAACCAGGACCGCGAGCGCGGCCAGCGGGAAGGCAGCUAUGGCAACCAGUCGCGCGACGGCGACCGCUACAACAACUUCAGCCGGCACCGCGACCGCGAGCGCACCCACUACAACCCCAACCAGCAGAGCGAACGGCCCAGCGCCGGAAUGGGCGGCCUGGGAGGCGGCUCCGGCGGCUCUGGCGGCCUGGGCGUCGGCGGUGGAUCCUCCAUGGGCGCCAUUGACGACAAUGAGCGGCCACGCCUGCAGCUGAAGCCACGAACCAUUGCCGCGCCCAUAAACGCGGUGGCCGAGACCAAGCAAUCGGCCUCGAUCUUUGGCAACGCCAAGCCGCGCGAGGAGAAGCUGAAGGAGCUGCAGCAGAAUGUCAAUCACAACGGCGAUAACUAGAUGGGCAGGAGUCGGUCCGCAAUAUAAUAUGCCUGAUAUGAUAUUUUGGAGGGAAGCCGAGAUAGAGUGAGGCGGAGAUAGUGAGGAGGAGGAGGAUCAGAAGGAGCAUCAGCAGCAUGCAUAUAUAAACACAUACAUUAAUUAAAAACACUACGCUACAUACCUAUUAUAUACGAAAGAUAUGUACUACAUUACAAGAACGAGGAUGAAAGAACAGGCUGGCCUCUGUGUCUCUGUGUCAGUGUCCAGUGUCAGUCAGCGAGCAACUUAACAGCAGCAGCAGCAACAGCACAGCAGCAACAGCAACAUCAGCAUCAGCAAGAAGCAGCAACAGCAACAUCAGCAGCAAGCAGCAACCAAGCAACCUUUCUUACUCUUUGCAAACAGAACAGAACAUCCGCAACAACCAUGGAAAGUCUAUAAAUGUUAGUCCUUAAGCAGCGAUAAACUUUAGUCUCGUGCAUAUGGCCUAUAUAUAUAGUAUAUAUACGUUUAUGUGCGAUUCGUGUACAGCAGCUGUAUGCACGUUGCUAUUUGUUAGUUAAGUAAUGCAUAUAAACCAACAAAACAAAAGUUCUACCAUUAAGGUAUAUAAAUAGUAAACAAAACAAAAAAAUCAAAAACAAAACAAUACAAAAAAAGAAAAAACUCGAAAAACAAAGCAAAAAUCGAAAACAAAAACUUUUUUGACAAAACGUUCAGCGUAGCAGGCAGGCAAUUUAUACAGUUUAUAUAUAGCAAAAAAAAAAGAGAAAAACGCAAAAAAAAACAAAACAAAACAAACAAACACCGAAACCAAUUAUUCAACAUAUAUACCUUAUGAAAAACAAAACACCAACUACAGAUCUAACAAAACAAAUCGCAGAGAAGCAGAACACCAACUACGUACGUAACAAAAAAAAAGUAGAAGAAAUAUGCAGAAGUAAUAAUAAUACCGACCGUCAAACAAAGGAUGAAAAGCCAUCAACUACAUAGAUCCUAUGUAGGUGAGGAAGAAGUCUAUGCCGCAGACCAAAAUGAUUUUUAUUUCGAUAUCCUUGCACUCACUACCAUUUUUUAUCUGUUGUUUGAUUUAUAAGCAAAGCAACUCAUUUGAAUAUUUCUUCGCCAAAAUUGUACAUUCACUUUUCCAAUUUUGAUUUAACGUGCCCGCCACAGAUCUGAAUUCUUUGUAGAUAACCUUUGUAUAAGACGCAAAAAGUAUGGAAAACAUGUGUAUAAAUUUAAUUGUUGUUGUUUGUGUGUUUCGGUUUUUCUUUGCAUCCACAUUGUACGUAGGCGAGCAGCGCUUUUCCUUUCUUAAUGACCCUUGUUUCCUCACAAGAUUUUUUAAAUAUAUACCAUUUUUUUUUGUACCUUGCAAGAGCUGAAAAAUAACGCGAAAGUUGUAAAUUAAUUUGAAAAUAAAGCAAAAAAAUUACAUAA